Molecule: messenger RNA, 1797 nt
Organism: Mus pahari (shrew mouse)
Lineage: Eukaryota; Metazoa; Chordata; Mammalia; Rodentia; Muridae
Gene: Gzmm
Product: granzyme M
Exons: 5
Coding region: 902-1696 (264 amino acids)
Biological process (GO): proteolysis
Molecular function (GO): serine-type endopeptidase activity
Source: RefSeq, a predicted model, not a curated record
AGUGACUUUGUUAGGUCUCAGUAGUGUACAGGGGCCCCAGGCCCAGAAGCAACUUGCUGCCUGAAGAUCCCACCUGCUUGCAUCUGGCACUGUGACUGCAGUCAGAGGCCUGGGUCCUGAGAUGUGCAGAGGACUAAUAUCCCAGCAGUCCUUGUGUCCUGGGCUCUUCAGCCCCGGGAGCUCCAGUGCCUGCCUGAGGAAUCCCCGUGGCAGGCAGCCUGGUGACUCCUCACAGGAGGGACGGGCUGAGUGAUGCUCUGACCACAUCAUGCUGUGCAGGGUGGCUACAGUGACCCAGUGCUGUAAUAGCAAGGGUGCCGUGUAAAGAAAGUGUCACUUUCAUCGCGUGGGCCUGUAACUCUCCAGAGUUCCAGUCUCCAGAACAAAGCCAUACUCUACUCAAUAGCACUUAAUGGGACCCGUGCUGCUUAUAACUGAUUAGAGAAGGACAAGUUGUUGGAAAGGUGAUAGUUCGGGCCAUCCUCUGCCCAUACAAUUUGCAGCCAGCCUGAGGUACAAAGAUGCAGGGCCAGCAGUAAGGCUCAGUGGGUAGAGGCCUGCCACCAAGCCUAGCACAAGACAGGACCUACAUGGCUCAAGGAGAGAACUGACCCUCCGAGUCAUCCUCUGUGGGGGUUGAGGUCCCUUGAGACAGACCCAGCCAGGGUUUACCCCCUGCUAAAAGAAGCUGUGCACCAGAAUGAGCAUCACUGGACUGUAGUUGCUGCCCCCAGGCAGGGGCAGCUUUGACAGCAGAGUUGCUUUCUAAAACCACACAGCAGGGUGUGAAGGAGGAGGAGCUGACACUUGUGUGAGGUGGGUGGUACUUGGAAGGCCACCUGUCCCCACAGGAAGAGAGUAGGGAGCCCCUUCCCCCAAGGACCGUUGAUCCUGUGCCAGGAUGGAGGUCUGCCGGUCCCUGCUACUCCUGCUGGCCCUGAAGACACUGCGGGCAGCAGGCAACAGAUUUGAUACCCAGAUCAUUGGGGGUCGAGAGGCAGUCCCGCACUCCCGCCCAUAUAUGGCCUCUCUACAGAAAGCCAAGUCCCAUGUGUGUGGGGGAGUCCUCGUGCAUCGGAAGUGGGUAUUGACAGCUGCCCACUGCCUAUCUGAGCCGCUACAGAACCUGAAGUUGGUGCUCGGCCUGCACAACCUCCAUGAUCCCCAAGAUCCUGGCCUCACCUUCUACAUCCGGGAAGCCAUUAAACACCCUGGCUACAACCACAAAUAUGAGAACGACCUGGCACUGCUUAAGCUGGAUGGACGGGUGCAGCCCAGCAAGAAUGUCAAACCACUGGCUCUGCCAAGAAAGCCCCGAUCCAGGCCGGCAGAGGGUACCUGGUGUAGUACAGCCGGCUGGGGAAUGACCCGCCAGGGUGGGCCCCAGGCCAAGGCCCUGCAGGAGUUGGAUCUGCGUGUGCUGGACACCCGAAUGUGUAACAACAGCCGCUUCUGGAAUGGUGCCCUCAUAGACAGCAUGCUGUGCUUAAAGGCUGGGAACAAGAGCCAAGCCCCCUGCAAGGGUGACUCUGGAGGGCCCCUGGUGUGUGGCAAAGGCCAGGUGGAUGGGAUCCUGUCUUUCAGCUCCAAAACCUGCACAGACAUCUUCAAGCCGACCGUGGCCACUGCCGUGGCCCCCUACAGCUCCUGGAUCAGGAAGGUCAUUGGUCGCUGGUCACCCCAACCUCUAGCCUGAUGUCCCAGAUCAUCUGGGACACCAUUCUCGAUGGUGGGGGUCGGAAAGGGACUAGGUGUGCCUCUGGGGACCAAUAAAUCCUAAUGUAUCUGUUGAGUCCA